AUGGAGCAUCCGCCCACAGUUGACAAUUUGGGAUCCUGUCAGAGUAGACUCCCAUUAGCCAUUCGGCAAGUAAGCCGAGGCCCAAUCACCUGGUCCCUCUUCCAUGGAUUCCUCGCAGGCCUUGGUCUUUUCCACCGCGCUGACGCCGGACCCGCGGGCGGAACGCGAACGCCCGUGAGGGACAAGGCUCGCUCGGAGCAGCUUGUGUUGCUUCCUGGCCUCACCACUUCAGGCUGCUGCGAGGCAUACCAAACGUCAGGCCUCCAACUGAAGCAAAUCGAGGCUGCCAAGCGCCAGUCGGAUCUUGCCGUCUCAGGGCGCCACGCCGGCAUAUGGAAGACAUCGCUUCCGGCCAGUGAGCAAGUGCGAGAAGUGCGUGGCAAGCGGCUCACAAGCAGCAGCUCGCAGCCGUUUUUUACUUGA
Messenger RNA from Symbiodinium natans, 423 nucleotides. NCBI's taxonomy places the organism in Eukaryota, Dinophyceae, Suessiales, Symbiodiniaceae. The record is from the annotation of a GenBank genome assembly.